Messenger RNA from Bathycoccus prasinos, 1404 nucleotides. Its product is annotated as translation elongation factor-like protein. NCBI's taxonomy places the organism in Eukaryota, Viridiplantae, Chlorophyta, Mamiellophyceae, Mamiellales, Bathycoccaceae. Gene Ontology annotation, biological process: translation. The record is from RefSeq and is a predicted model, not a curated record. The coding region runs from base 1 to 1404 and encodes 467 amino acids. The transcript has a single exon. Gene Ontology annotation, molecular function: GTPase activity; GTP binding.
AUGUCUGAAGGCAAAGAGCAUCUCUCCAUCGUUAUCUGCGGUCACGUCGAUUCCGGCAAGUCCACGACCACGGGUCGUUUGUUAUUCGAACUCGGCGGUAUCCCGGAACGUGAAGUCGAAAAGUUAAAAGCCGAGGCCGAUGCCUUGGGUAAAUCCUCUUUCGCGUUUGCGUUCUAUAUGGAUCGCCAAAAGGAAGAGCGCGAACGUGGUGUGACCAUCUCGUGCACGACCAAGGAGUUUUUCACCGACAAGUGGCACUACACCAUCAUCGACGCGCCGGGGCACAGAGAUUUUAUCAAGAACAUGAUCUCUGGCGCCGCGCAAGCCGAUGUUGCUUUGUUGAUGGUCCCGGCCGAUGGUAACUUUACCACGGCUAUCCAAAAGGGUAACCACAAGGCUGGUGAAGUCCAAGGCCAAACGCGUCAGCACGCGCGUUUGCUUAACUUGUUGGGCGUCAAGCAAUUGAUUGUUGGUAUCAACAAGAUGGAUUGCGACACCGCCGGCUACAAGGAGGAAAGGUACAACGAAAUUCGCGACGAAAUGCGCAACAUGUUGUCCAAGGUCGGUUGGAAGCCUGACUUCGUCUCCAAGUGCGUCCCGGUCUUGCCGAUCUCUGGCUGGAUGGGUGACAACUUGAUCAAGAAGACUACCAACAUGGGCUGGUGGAGCGGCGUCGACGUCGAAAGUUUCGACGGCAAGGCGGAAAAGCACCACAUCGAGUGCUUGUUGGACGUGUUGAACAACAUGGUCAACAGACCGGAACGUAACCCGGAAUUGCCGAUGAGAUUGCCGAUCUCAGGUGUCUACAAGAUCAAGGGUGUCGGGGAUGUCCUCGCCGGCCGCGUCGAACAAGGCGUCGUCAAGCCGGGGGAGGAAGUUGUCUUCUUGCCGACCAACACCACGUCCAACCCGUGUGGUGGUAAGGUUUUCACCGUCGAAAUGCACCACAAGCGUGUCGAAGCUGCCAACCCGGGCGACAACGUUGGUAUGAACGUUAAGGGUCUCGACAAAUUGAACAUGCCGAGAUCUGGCGACGUCAUGGUGUACAAGGCUGACAAGUCUUUGGCGCCGUGCAAGGAAUUCACCGCGCAAGUCCAAACUUUGGACAUUCCGGGUGAAUUGAAGACUGGCUACUCCCCGAUCGGUUUCGUCCGAUGCGGCCGCUCCGCGUGCAAGAUGACGGCGUUGAACUUCAAGGUUGGUAAGGAAACUGGCGGCAAAAAGCUCGAAGGUCCGGCCUCCUUGAAAUCCAACGAAGUCGCCGAGGUCGUCUUUGAACCGGUCCACCCGAUGGUUGUCGAUUCCUUCAAGAAGUGUGAGGGUUUGUCCCGUAUCGCAUUUUUGGACGGUAACACCGCCGUCAUGCUCGGUAAGAUCACGAAAGUGACUUACAAGGAAGGAUAA